Messenger RNA from Anopheles cruzii, 1050 nucleotides. RefSeq names its product calcineurin B homologous protein 1 (gene elm). The coding region runs from base 111 to 680 and encodes 189 amino acids. Gene Ontology annotation, molecular function: calcium ion binding. Lineage: Eukaryota; Metazoa; Arthropoda; Insecta; Diptera; Culicidae. The transcript has 2 exons. The record is from RefSeq and is a predicted model, not a curated record.
GAUCAUUCGUUAUUCAUUCGGGGUCGUUCAAAGUUUUCGGUCGCGUCCGCAGAGAAAAAACAAACAAACAAACUCGCUUUCUCGUCCAUCCAUCAGCCAACGUACGCAGAAUGGGCAAUAAAUCAUCGUUGUUGCUGCGGGAGGAAGAAAUCGCCCAGAUUCACGAGGAAACUGGAUUUACACCGAAUCAAAUCGAGCGUCUGUAUUCUCGCUUCACGUCGCUCGAUCGCAAUGACUGUGGAACGCUUUCGCGCGAAGACUUUCUGCGCAUCCCGGAGCUCGCGAUCAAUCCGCUGUGUGAGCGGAUCGUGCAUUCGUUCUUCGCCGACAGCAGUGACGAUCGGGUGAACUUCCGCCAGUUCACACGCGUGCUGGCCCACUUCCGGCCGAUCAAGCCGAACAAGGAGAACAAACUGAACAGCCGCGAAGCGAAGCUGCGGUUCGCGUUCCGGAUGUACGAUCUGGAUGAUGACGAGACGAUUUCGCGCGACGAGCUGCUGAACAUUCUGCAGAUGAUGGUCGGGGCAAACAUUAGCCAGGAUCAGCUGAAUAGCAUCGCCGAGCGGACGAUCGUCGAGGCGGAUACGGUCGGUGUGGGCAAAAUUUCGUUCGACGACUUCUGUCGGGCACUGGAACGCACGGAGGUGGAACAAAAGAUGUCCAUUCGCUUCUUGAACUGAGGUGAACCCGUUCGGGCCCGCUUCCGCAGAUUCCAUUCCGGUGUAGAUAUAUUAUUUAAAACUAAUUUCAAAGGGCGCACACAACUUACUCCCAAUCUAUUGGUGAUUAGAGACCGCAAUACGCGAAAGGAUGCGAAGGUUGAUGCUUGAAACUGUUGAUGUGUAAAUAGAGGGUGGUACCAGCAAGAACAAUAAAAUGGGAAACCAAUUCUUCCGCCAGAACUAACGCGAUCUCUUUCUCCGAAAUUAAGUUCGCUUUGCGUGUCCCCAACGAGAAAUGCGCUUUAUUGACCACUAGAGUGCGUACAUAUGAUAUUAAUAUAUUUUAUUAGCUCCACAAAUCCGGCCACCGACACGGUCGUCAUAUCGG